CAACUCACCAGUGCUGCUUGCAACCGAAGCCCCUCUUUUCUCCAAAUGAAGAAGGGAAGAAACUAUAGAGGUGUUGGUGUUGGUGGGGUGGGGGGCUUUGGAGACAGAGCACAAAGACCGGAUUCAUGCUCAGUCACAUAUACUCUAGGAGGAAAAAAAAGAAUGAAAGAGGGGCACCCAUUUAAGUGUGGUGCAGCUGCACUAAUUCAUUGGGUGAAAAUGGGUAAAAAGGGAGUGACAGAGGUCAGAUAGUAAGAUCUUUUUUUCUUUUUACAUCCAUCUCAGUGGAUGGUGUCCCUCCAUCAUCACGGCUUUAGAAAAUAGUCUAUGUUUCAUGAAUCAAGCGAUAAAACCAAAUUUUGACCCCUUUCUUUCGGGCAGGAGUUCAAAAUUUGGCCAAACAACUGCUCAUCCUUGUUUUUCUCAGCCCCAAAUGUAAAACUAGAAAGAUGACGUCUUCCUGAGAAAUCACAGGUUUCAGAAACUAGCAGAAGAGUCACAUGAGAUGCUUGUUUUUUUAUAUUAUCGACAGUCUGGCUUUCAGUACUGGAAUUCCCCGAGCAGAAACUCUGACCUCUACUUUUUUUUUUUUUUUGCUCUAGCACAAACCCUGAGAGGAAAUGACAUUUACCAACUCCAGUAUUUAUCACAAAGCAUGAGAAAUCCUGUCGUGWUGGAUUCUUUCACUGAAAAAAACAAAACAAAAAAAAUAAAGGAACAUUCUACUCUUUAAGCUGGAUCUUCUGAGUCAAUCUGGGCUAAAAAAAUUCAGACCUUUCUGUUCAACUCUUCAUCAUUUGGAACAAAUGACGGCAUUCAGUUGAAGCCAAAUGCUCCCACUGACAUGAGAAUGAAUGCUUUCCGCCAAUUAUACAUCAGUUUUAUGCAAAAUGUGACCCGGCAUGUGAAUAUUUGACUGCUGUGCGUGCUUGCCUUAUCUGCAUCUCUCUCACGCUGUUUGCAUCUGUCUGUUUGUGCUCUCCCCCCAUUCUCCCCCUUCAUCUCUUGCCUCWUUUUUUCUGUCCAUCAUCAGAUUUCAGGAAUUUCCCCCCUUCAGAGAGAGCACUCAGGUUAAAGGCUGUUCCCACUUCCACCUGAUCAUAAUAAAAAUAAUAAUAAAGCAUCCCUGUGACUAUGUUAACCUGUCUCUCUGGCUCAGGUGCACCUGAGGCUGACUCUGACCCCGUCCUCAUGGAUCUCUGACCUCCCCGGUGAUCAUGAGACCUUGUCGUCCCAUCGUCUCCCCCAGGAGCCACAGGAAGCUCGGGCUCUUGUGACACGGCGGUCUGUGCGGCCACGGAGGGGCCCAUUACUGCAGUCACAUGGCAGUCCUUCUCACAAGGCGCUCUUUAAGCUGUGCUGUCGCCACACAGAGCAGCCAUUCAUCGGCUCGGCAGCCAGGACACACACUCCCCAUGCUGCUCCACCACCGGACAUCUAGCUGCUGUUUAAAAAGAAUCGGACCUUUUUACUCACCAGUAUGAAUAUUCAGCAGAAGAGUCAACACUAAUGAUUGGAGGCUUUUAUUUUGACACUUUUUAUUAAAGCUACAUUAGGUUUUUUUUUCUCUCUACAUAGAAUUUUAAAGUUUUUUUUUUUAUAUAGAUUUGUUUGUGUUAUUAUAAUUGGCCCAAAAAGUUUGAAUAAAACAUGUCCGGUGAGGAGCACAGCCUGUCCGAGUCCGAGCUGAGUCCUGUGGGGUCGGACGACGGUCACUCCCUGUCACCGAGCCGACCCGGAGCUCCACCCGGGCCGGACUCGCCCCUGGGCGGCCCGCCACAGCAGCUGACCGCGCUCUGCGUGGCGGAUCCGAACGGGGAUGACGGAAGCCGAGGCAGGGCCAAAUCCGAGGAGGAGGACGACCGCUUCCCCAUUGGCAUCCGGGAGGCGGUGAGUCAGGUGCUGGACGGGUACGACUGGACUCUGGUGCCCAUGCCGGUGCGCGUGAACAACGGGAACAAGAGCAAGCCGCACGUGAAGAGGCCCAUGAACGCCUUCAUGGUGUGGGCGCAAGCCGCGAGGAGGAAGCUGGCCGACCAGUACCCCCACCUGCACAACGCAGAGCUCAGCAAGACCCUGGGCAAACUCUGGAGGCUGCUGAACGAGAGUGACAAGAGGCCAUUCAUCGAGGAGGCAGAGAGGCUGAGGAAACAGCACAAGAAGGACUACCCUGACUACAAGUACCAGCCCCGGAGACGCAAGAACGGCAAGCUGACGCCUGCCAGUGAGUCCGACAGCCAGGGGGAAGGGGAGUCCAGCCACUCCCAGUCUCAUUAUAAGACCCUUCACCUGGAUCAUAACGGUGGGACCGGGUCACCCCUGGGUGACCUGCACCACCACCAUCAUCAUCACCAUCCUGCUGGUCAGGGUCACAGCCCACCCACACCCCCCACCACCCCAAAGACCGAACUCCAGUCUGGGAAGCUGUCAGAUGCCAAAAGGGAGGGGGGAGCAGGAGCGGCUGGAGGAUCAGCGGGGUCCAGAGGCCCCCUCGGAGUGGGGGCUGAAGGAGCGUCUGGUGGCCCCUCAUCGUCCGGCACUAAACCCCACAUCGACUUCGGCACCAUGGACAUCGGCGAGAUCAGCCACGAGGUCAUGUCCAACAUCGAGCCGUUUGACGUCAACGAGUUCGAUCAGUACCUCCCGCCGAACGGGCACCCCCAGGGCGGAGCUGGGGCCCCCUCGGCCAGCUCCUCGGCCUCCUCUUAUGCUUACGCCCUGGCCGCCGCCAGCGGCCACUCGGCCUGGCUCUCCAAGCAGCAGCAGCAGCCCCAGGCCUCCCCGUCGUCCUCCGAUCCCUCCAAAGCUCCGAUCAAAAGCGAGUCGGYGUCCGGCGGCCACUACGCCGAGGCCUCGUCCUCCCCUUCCUCAGGCACCCACGUCUACACGUCGCUCAGCCUCCCCCACUACGGCGCUGCUUUCCCCUCUCUGGCCUCCAGGGCUCAGUUCGAAUACGGAGACCACCAGGCCCCAGGGGCGUACUACGCCCACUCCAGCCAAGCUCCGGGGCUGUAUUCAGCCUUCUCUUACAUGGGCCCUACACAGAGGCCACUGUACACGACCAUUGGAGACCCCUCCACCGUGGCGCCCUCUCACAGCCCCACACACUGGGAGCAGCCUGUUUACACCACUCUCACAAGACCUUGAGGCAGUGCAGCUGAGCAGAGGGAAAAUAUGGGAAGUGUGCGAGUGGAUCUCUGUAUCUGUAUGUGUGUGAGUGUGUUUGUGCCAUAUUAGAGUGUUUUUUUCUCUCUCUUUUUAGCCAAGAUGUGUUCAUGAAACCUUCACACAUUUACAACAGCCAGGGACUCGUACAGAAUGAAGUGUGAAUCAUGGGGCCAAUCAGAAACAUAAAACCUUAACAAAUGUGUGCCAUCCUAAAAGUUCGGACAAACAAUACGGUUCCAGAACAUUGAGUUAAAGAAGAAAAUAAGAGACGUUGGAGCAACGUAGUGACUCUGAUAGAGGCGACGGGUUUGGACUUGCAUGAUCUGAUUUUAUUAACCAAACUAAAGCAUUAUUUUAAUGUUUUUUGUGUUAUUUUAUACAAGUAGUCUUGUUUUAUCUUGAUAUAGGGUGUAACUUUAUUGUGUCUGAUUUGAAAUCACACUUGUGUCUGCACCACUGCUUUCUUUUUUCACUUCAAUGUUUUUUUUUUGUUUUGUUUUCUUGGGGUUURUUAAUCGUGGCCAGAAAAGGACAGGUGAAACUUCUUUUUUAAAAUCUUAUAUUACCUUCGCUCAUCUGAAUACACACGUAAGGGGAACAAAAACAACAGGAAAACGACAGGGAAUGARAGAUUUAUAAUUUAUUAGUGGUUGGCGAAUUACCUCAGUUUA
Messenger RNA from Austrofundulus limnaeus, 3839 nucleotides. RefSeq names its product transcription factor Sox-10. Gene Ontology annotation, biological process: morphogenesis of an epithelium; neural crest cell migration; negative regulation of transcription by RNA polymerase II. The record is from RefSeq and is a predicted model, not a curated record. Bases 1651 to 3147 code for a protein of 498 amino acids. NCBI's taxonomy places the organism in Eukaryota, Metazoa, Chordata, Actinopteri, Cyprinodontiformes, Rivulidae. The transcript is spliced from 5 exons. Gene Ontology annotation, molecular function: DNA-binding transcription factor activity, RNA polymerase II-specific; RNA polymerase II cis-regulatory region sequence-specific DNA binding. Gene Ontology annotation, cellular component: nucleus.